Molecule: messenger RNA, 3046 nt
Organism: Plodia interpunctella (Indianmeal moth)
Lineage: Eukaryota; Metazoa; Arthropoda; Insecta; Lepidoptera; Pyralidae
Gene: Tango6
Product: Transport and Golgi organization 6
Exons: 5
Coding region: 316-3030 (904 amino acids)
Biological process (GO): protein secretion
Source: RefSeq, a predicted model, not a curated record
AUAGUUGACUAUCCAGUCAACAACGUUCCAUCCAAGCCAUCAAAUGUCAAAAAGUGAUCUAGCUAGUACCUAACCUACCUACUCACAAAACAAACAAAUCUACAAAAUGUUAGAUUAAUUUCAAUAUUGUGUAAAAUAAACUUACAGAAUUGUUCCAUAAAUAAAAUUAGUUGUGAUAGAAUUUAAACCUGCUUAAAAUAAAACAUUUGUCAGGAACUUACUCUUCAUAUUUUAUAUCCUCUUGUCAUCAGUUUUAUAACCUGAGGUUUUGAUGAUGAUAAAGCUAACAACUGGAUAUAAGUGAGAGCUACCUAAAUGGCUAUUAACGAUAUAUUUGACAGGUUAAAUAGACUUACUCAUGAGGAUGGGGUGAAAGAAUAUACAUCUGCCCUAGUUAAUAAUUUGACUAAUUCUGAAAGUUUUAAGCUACUAAAAAUUUUCUACACUAAAAUAUUUAAAGAAAUUGAUGACCUGUCAACUGCAAUCAGGAAGGAUGAUAGUAUACUAAUAAGUGUUAAACAUCAAAAGUUAUUGAGAUCAUGCUUUCAAUUGAUAACAUCACUGAAUGUUUUACCUUCUCUUCUUCCUGGGCUUGGUGUAGAUAUAUCAAAGAGGUGUCCAUCAGCCACUACAGUGCCUACAUUGGCUUUAAGUGAUGAACAAAAAUAUGAAAUGUUGGUUGACUGUGCUGACUUUUUUACUAGAUGUUAUGAAGUUUCAGUGUUGAAAAAUAUCAUUAUUACUCUGCAUUUGGUUGAUUACUUGGCUAUGUUGAUUCAAUUGUCAUUUGCCCCAUUCAAAAAACCUGGGGUGUACACUGACUAUACCAUGACACAAGUGAAAUAUGAUGCUCUUAGCAGUGACCGCCAGAAAUAUCUUCAAGUUUAUAAACAUUUGGUAACACAUUGCUUUCAACCUACUCUAAUGAAAGAAUUGCUUGUCCUUCAAAGUGUAAUUAACCCUUCCCCUCCUGCAUUUGUGAAAAGAGUUGUGGCUAAAGAAAUGAGCCAAAGACUGAUGGCACCAGGAGGCUUGCUGAGCCUCAUCAGAUGCUUUAUUGAGAGCUUCAAUGUUGAUUCUGGAUGUGAAUGGAGAAAAAUUGAUGUGAUUUCAAAGAUAGUUUCAACCAAGCAUGGUAGUGGAACUGAAGAGCAAUACUUACAAAAUAUAUGCUCUCAAAUCAUACAAAUAGUAUCCCUGAACAACACACAUUAUCUUGCCACUGCAGCUGCAUGUGCUCUUAGUCUUCAUGAAAAAUACCCUCAGGUUGAGUGUAUUACUAUCCUUAUCAAAGAAAUAUUCCAAUCUUUUAAUACAGAAAUUUUAAACCAAAAAGCUAGCUUACCUGGUACUAUUGUAUUAUCUUCUCAAGAAGUAGAACAUAAAAUAAAUAUUCUAUUUGCUAGUGUGUGUGCAUGUAAGAUUGAUUGCCCAUUUUCACUUUUACGUCCAAAUCUAUUUGUACUUUUCUUACUUGGUGUAAACUGCACUAAGAAUGAGGAUUUGAAAAUAAAACUCAAAGACACUAUCUUAAAAUGUCUAGAACAGGGAAAUAAAGAUGACGUCCAAUUGCUAAUGACCCAAUUUUUGUUUGGGCAAAAUCUUGACUUGAAAAUUGACAUUGAAGAGUAUGAUGCUGGGUUAGCUAUAAAAUGUAAAUCAUCGACUACAGUGUAUCCAAAGGAAGAAGCAUUAUUAUAUUUCUUGAGUUUAUUUAUGGUUGCAACUGAUAGUACAUUCAUUGAAGGUGUGUUUGAAGUUUCAUUACAAAUGCUUAUUGAUUUAAAUAUAAAAAGGUUAAAUAAACCUAAAAAGGAUUUGCUUGGUCUGGAAAAUGAUAUGGAAAUUUUGGACAAUAUUGAUGAAGAGUAUGUUAUUGUACUGCAGCUACUUUCCGAGAUAUCUACAUGUCCUAAGGUCAUCUCUUCUUUGAAAUCAAAUCCAGGGAUUGUUUUAAAUUUUAUUGAACAUUUCAUUAGAAACACCAAGCAAAACUCAAGUGAGGAAUGUACUGCUAUAAGUCUAGUUCUCUUGAACACUAUACUGUCAAAUUCUGAUAAAACGAAUAAUUUUGCCCACAAGAUACAUGACUUGGUCCCUAUAUUAAAAACAAUGUCUGAAGAGGAGUCAAGUUACAAUAGUAUUCUAUGUAAAGAAGCAUUAUGUCUGCUUACAAGCAAAGAUAAACAUAAAUCUGACACAGAGUUUGGAAAAGCAAUAAGAGAUAUGUUUGAUGAACUGAUGCCUGUUCAGGCUCAUGGAAUAAUUGCAUUAACAAAAUUGAUUGAUGCUAGAGACCCGGAGACUAUAUCUAAAAAAUAUUAUGUGUUCUGCCUCUUACAAGAGCAUCUUAAGAAUCCAGACUCUUACAUGUACUUGUCUGCAGUAAAUGGUAUUGCAGCACUGGGCGCUCACUGCACAGAAGAUGUUCUGUUUGUCCUAUGCAAGGAGUUCCUUCAAAUGUCCAUUGAAGAUGGUCUUCAAAGUAAAGAUGACCAAAACAAGAUAGCAGAAUUAAGAAUGAAAAUUGGUGACAUCAUUGUGAAAGUGACGAAAAGACUUGGCGAUAUGGCUAUAGUUCACAAGACAAUAUUAUUGAACACGAUGCUGUGUGGAUGUCGUGAUGCCGACCCUCUGAUCCGAACAUCAGCGUUGUCCAACUUGGCUGAGAUCGCUCUUGUGUUACAUUACAGGAUUGGGACCAUCAUUUAUGAGGUUCUGCAUUGCAUUUGGAGUAUAUUGGAGACAGACAAUGCAAUAGAGUGCAGAAGAGCAUCAGUAAUGGUGAUAGCCAGCUUAAUCAAAGGUUUGGACAGGGAGCUGCUUGUGGGGUUAAAAGACAAUUUGCUACCAGUAUACAGAACUCUAAAAGCCCUAUACAGAGACCCUGAUGAAGAUUCUGUUCUAAGGCUCCACGCUCAAUUAGCCUUGGAAGAACUCAAUGACAUCGUCAACGACUUUAUGUUCCCCGAGGUGAAGAUAGAAAAACAAAUAUUUGUGUUAGAUAAGCCACAGGAUAUAUUCAAAUAAAAGAAAAGUACAUUUA